This is a messenger RNA of Dermatophagoides pteronyssinus (European house dust mite), 3088 nucleotides long. It is a transcript of the gene fra, whose product is annotated as neogenin protein frazzled. Gene Ontology annotation, cellular component: membrane. Gene Ontology annotation, molecular function: protein binding. The record is from RefSeq and is a predicted model, not a curated record. NCBI's taxonomy places the organism in Eukaryota, Metazoa, Arthropoda, Arachnida, Sarcoptiformes, Pyroglyphidae.
UAAAAAUAAUGAUUCUUAUUGAAAAAACAUAGAAUAACUAUAACGAUUCUAAGUUUGGUGAUUGCCAUAUUUAAUUUUAAAAAAAUUAUUCAAAAUGGCUUUUCAUCGAUACAGCCGUUAUCAUGACCACCACCAUCAUCAUCAUCAUCAUCAACGUUCGAAUUUUCGAACGCGAAGAAAAUCAUUAUCUUCCGAUGAGAAUUAUAUCAAUCCGAUCUCAUUAUCAAGAAUGUUCAACUUAGUGCCAUCAUUUAAUCAUUCAAUUCUUUCAUUUAUCAUCAUAUUCUAUCUUAUUCAUCUUCAAAUUAUAGUGAUGACACAAACAUUGUCAUCAUCAUCAUUAUCAUCAUCAUUUACAUCUGGCCAUUCAUUAUAUAUUGAUCAAAAUUUUGGUAAUGGCGGUGAAAAUGAAAUGGAUUUUGAUAUGAUGUUUGAUCCAUCAUAUACGAAUAAACCGUUAAAUGUAACCGUUCGAUCAUUGUCAACGACAUCUAUUUCAAUUCAUUGGCAAUCUCCAUUGGAAGAACCACAGGGCUAUAAGAUAAAAUUUCGUUUGAAAGGCAGCAAAAAACAGGAAACUAUUGCGCUUGAUUCAUCCAAUUAUCAUCAUGAGCUUAAAAAUCUAGAAAAAGCUACUAGUUAUCAGAUCAAAUUAGCUGCAAUCUACGGUAAUGAAACUGGACCAUACACUGAAUGGUUUACCGUUGAAACUUUGCAACGAGAUCUUGAUGAAACACAAGUACCUGAUCAACCUGGUUCGUUACGUUUGAAACAAGACCGUAAUUCAAUACAUUUAUCUUGGACACCGCCUAAAAAUCGAAACAUUGUUGUACGUGGCUAUACGGUCGGCUGGGGUGAAGGGGUACCCGAUCGAUGGACAUGGCGUGUACAAGGUGAUCAACGAUCAUAUACGAUCGAAAAUGUAACCAUUUCAACAGAAUAUGUAAUAAGUUUGCGCGCAUAUAAUCUACGUGGCGAAGGUCAGCCAAUAUAUGAAACGAUCAAAAUAACUUAUGAUCUGGAUAAAGAUGAUCAAUUUGUAAUGCUACCACCGAUAGGCUUAAAAACAAAAGUCAUCUCAUCAACUGCCAUCGUUUUAGAUUGGACAGAUGCUUCUCGCGAUACAAUCAUACAUCCUGACAAUCGUUGGUAUUUGAUCCGUUAUACAAACAGUAUUCAUUCAAAUUCACCUCGAUAUCGUUAUGCUAAUACCACAAAACGAACCUUUUUGGUUGAAGAUUUAAAACCAAACACUCAAUAUGAAUUCUCUGUCAAAGUAAUCAAAAAUAAACGUAAUAGUACGUGGAGUAUGGCCGUAGUGAAUACCACUCACGAAGCCGUACCAUCCACCGCUCCCAGAGAUUUGACAAUCGUUCCAUCAUCGAAUGAUGAUCCGACCUCAAUAAAUCUUCAUUGGCAACCACCUAAACAGCCAAACGGUCAGAUUACUGGAUAUGUAAUAUUCUACACGCAGGACAACACACAAGAGGACCGUAAUUGGAUCGUCAAAGUUAUAACCGAAGACAAAUUAAAUGCAAUUUUGACUGGUUUACAAUCAUCUAGUGUUUAUUAUUUCAAGAUACAGGCACGAAACAACAAAGGCUAUGGACCCUUAUCUUCCGAAGUUUCAUUUCGUACAUUACCCGCAACGAUGAAAACGGAUACAAUCAACGGUUCCGUUAUUUCAGUUAAUCUAUUCAGUUUGAUCAUUAUUAUCAUCUUUAUUCUGGUGGUUAUAUUUCUUGUUGCCAUAAUGAAAAUUUAUCUAUCUAAAAAUAAUAAAAAUAAUGAAACGAUGGCAAAAAACCGAAAAGGUUAUAUACCAACGGCCACUAGUCCUAGUGGUAAGAAUACUAAUUCUAGGAUGAAUAAUAUUCGUAAUAAUAGUAUGGGUGGUAUGUUAGAAAAACCCCCUGAUCUUUGGAUUCAUCACAAUGAACAAUUGGAAUUGAAAUUGGUAGACAAAAAUCAUGGUGAUAAUGAUUCAAACGGUGGCAGUGUUGCAUUAUCAGUCAAAAAUAAUGUUGAACAACCAUUUGCCAAAAUCAAAAAGACCAAUUCAACGUAUGGUAUGAAUACAGGAUUAUAUGAUGACAUACAUAGCAAAAGUCCAUCAUCACCUAUUGAUAAUAUGGGCAUGGCAACCAUGCGUCGAUCAUCAUCAAUAAGGCCAAAAACAUCAACAUGUAUGGAUCAUUCGUUAUUAAAUAGUAUGAUGAACAUGGAGCCUUCAACUGGUCUAUCACGUCCACUGUAUCCUAAAACAAAUCAAUUCAAUCUUCCACAUCCAAUGGAUACAAUGGAUUCUGCCAGUGCAAUGGCCGCUGCCUUUCAUCAACAUCAUCAUCAUCAUCUGUAUGAUCCAGUACCAGGUUCUGGUAGCAAUCAUAUUGCAUUGACUAAUAUGCAUGAAAAUCAGAUUGGCCAUAGUGUGAAUUCAUCUAAUUCAUACAUGUCUUCGGGAAACUCUUCAUCACCACAUUCAGUCAUUUCGAACAAUACUGUAUUGACUAAUUCAUCUACCGGUACAUCGAACAUAACAAAUAGUUCUACCAGUCCUCCCAACACUUCGAUAUAUUUAUCGAAUAGCCGUCAGCCACAGAAACCAUCAUCGAUGAUGGUCCCUACAGCAUCCGGUAAUACUGUUUCACAUUCGGCGCUUAAAAGUUUUGGCGUACCUACGCCACCACCACCGUUGCCUUCUUUAGUUACCUUGGGAGGCAUGCAAAAUAAUUCACAUAAUAGCAUUUAUAACAGUUCCCUGUCAUCCAUGGCUAGUCCAAGUAAAAAAUUUCUGCUUACCACGACUAAUAAUUUAAAUACAAAUAAUAACAUAUGCGGUAGCAAUUCUACAUUGGCAAGCAAUGGUAAAUCGGUUACAAAUUUCUCGGAUGAUCAUUCAAUUUCGGCGAGUUUUAAUCAGGAUGAUUUGCAUCAAGAGAUGGCCAAUCUGGAUAACUUGAUGAAAGAUUUGAAUGCCAUGAAACCAAAUAACAACAAUAUCAUGAAUAUACAUGGAAUGGAAUCCUGUUGAAGAAUAUCAAUAAAUGGUUGUCCACGAAAAUCCAAUUUAUGUUGCAGCAUUUCA